CAGCGAACAAAACCAUGAGCGUAGUUGAAACACAUUUCCUGUUUGUUUCCACGAAGAAAAAACCCACGUCCAUCUCGACUGCACUCUAUUUCCUUUGCUGAACUUCUACACGUGCAGCUCAAUGGAAAAUGUGGCUUAUCAAGGUCUUCGGUGUCAUUUAUUUCACUGCUGUUUGUGCAGCUCAGUAUCCCCCGAAUGUCACCUCCAUGCCCAUUUCUCCAACCACUGAUGUUCCAGAAUCGAUGGAACCUUCUUAUUAUCUUCCAACAACUAUUUAUGAGCCUCCCGUACCGUCUCUGCAGCUACAGUCAGACUGGUUGGAUGUGUUCCCCUCUGAGAAAGUGAAGUUCAUUUGUGAAAUCAGUGGCAGCUCUGACUGGACCAUCAGCUGGCACAGGAACAACCAAUCACAAGAUGCAGAUCCGAACGUGUCUUUCUCUGCAGACGGAUCAGUGCUUACAAUCACUGCAGAAACACAAAUGUAUUCUGGAAGUUAUUUCUGCAAAGGUCAUCACAAAGCAAAGGCUGUUUCAACUCAAAGUAGCAACUCACUUGAACUCAAAGUUUUUGCAAACAAGCCCAAGCCCACAGUGAGUCGAAAACCAAACUUUGACAAAAUGUUCCUUGGAGAAUCUGUCACCUUCACUUGCGCGGCCGGUGACUUCUCUGGAUGGGAGUACCUGUGGUACCAUGACGGAAAAGAAAUUCAAGCACCCAAGACUGAUGUUUAUACUAUAGAUUCCGUAGAUCACUCUUACAGUGGAGAGUACUCCUGCAAAGCCAAGAGGGGCAAAGGCCCAUUCUACACAGAGGAGAGUGAAACACGAUCUCUGCUGGUCUCUGACCCACCUACAACAUCUCUGAAGCUGCUGUCUCCAUGGUUGGAUGUGUUCGAAAACGAGACCGUGGAGUUGAAAUGUGAAGUUGAGGGCUCUGACUGGUUGACGUUCACCUGGUACAAAAAUCAGCAGAAGCUCCAGACGGACCUGGAUGAAGACAGUCCAUAUCUCAAUAUUACUCAGGUCACUCAAACCGACCAAGGAGUCUAUGCCUGCAAAGUUCAAAUUGCCUUCAGGAAUGUCAUCUCCGAAUUGAGCAACAACGCCACUGUCAUAGUUUAUGAAAACACACCAAAACCCACAUUGAGCAAGGUCCCUGAUUUUGCCCAAAUGUAUGUUGGAGAAAAGGUGAACUUCACUUGCAAAGUUGACGUGUCCUCUGGCUGGAACUAUAAGUGGUACAUCAAUGGAACUUUGCUCCCAUCGGCCACCAGCAAAACCAUCACCAGUAGUCUUUCUGACGGAGGGAAAUAUUCGUGUAAGGCCACCAGAGGUGAAGAAACCUCAACCGCCCAAAGUGCGGAAAUACAGCAAGAUGUUCAUGAAAUUCCUCUUCCAGAUUUGAAGCAAACGACCCAGUGGUUGGAUGUGUUCCCCAGUGAGAGUGUGAAGUUGAGCUGUGACAUGCAGCGCGGCUCUGACUGGACAUAUACAUGGCGCAAAGACGGACAGAAGGUCCAGGCUGAUGAUAUUGUGUCUUUUGACUCCAAUGGAAAAACUCUCUCUAUCAGUUCUGCUUCAGCUAAACAUGCGGGACAAUAUAACUGUAACGGACACCUGCAGGGCAGGUCUGUCAUUAGCAACUCGAGUCCUGAACUUACCCUCACGGUGUAUGAUAAGAAACCCAAUAUCGUGCUGACACAGGAUCCAGGCUACAAGGUGAUGUUCCCUGGGGAAUCAGUCUCCUACAGCUGUCACCUCAAUGUCUCCUCUGGAUGGGAGUACCUGUACUACAAAGAUCGUGAUCAACUUGGUGUCUCUGGAAUCACAUAUUCAAUCAACUCUGUUGGGACAGCAAAUAGAGGAUCGUAUACAUGCCAAGCAAAAAGAGGCAAGACUCAGGUCUUCUUCAGCAGCCUGAGUCAGGUCAUGCACCUUGAAGUUAAAGAGAAAAAGCCCAAGCCCUUGAUGACGCAAGAGCCAAAGGCUGACAAAGUGUACGUUGGAGAGUCAGUGUCCUUCGUAUGUGAAGUUGAUGUCUCGUCUGGUUGGGAGUAUCACUGGAGUAAGGAUGGAAUUGCACUCCAUAGCAACAGCAAUGUUUUUAAAAUUCGUGACGCCAGUUCAUCAGACAACGGGAAUUAUGAGUGCGUGGCCAAAAGAGACAAAUCAGCGUACCAUACACUGAACAGCGAUAGACGAAGCUUACAAAUAUCUGAAAUUCCUGUUCCAGAUUUGAAGCAAACGACCCAGUGGUUGGAUGUGUUCCCCACCGAGAGUGUGAAGUUGAGCUGUGGGAUGGCGGUCAGCUCUGACUGGACAUAUACAUGGCACAAAGACGGACAGAGGGUCCGGCCUGAUGACACUGUGUCUUUUGGCACAAAUGGCACAACUCUUUCCAUCACUUCCGCUUCGGCUAAACAUGCAGGACAAUAUAAGUGCUCAGGAAGACUCAACAACAGGCCUGUCAACAGCCCCAUCACUUCUGGACUGACACUCAGUAUUUAUGACACAAAACCCAGAGUCACACUGCUGCGGAAACCCGAGUACGACGUGAUGCACACUGGAGAUCCAGUCUCCUUCAGCUGUCACAUCAAUGUCUCCUCUGGAUGGGAGUACCUGUGGUACAAAGACGGCUCUCCACUUGCCGAAUCUGAAAAAACUCGCAACAUCAGUUCUGUUACGAUGAAACACACUGGAUCAUACACAUGCCGAGUCAAAAGAGGACGGAACGCGGUGUUCCAGUCAGACCCGAGUCAGACUGUAAGACUCGACAUCCAGGAGCGCCCACAGGCCAACAUAAUCCUGUUGACUGGCUGGUCAGAGGUCUUCUCCACGGACAGCCUGGCGCUCAGAUGUGAGGUGCAGGAGAGCCAGGAGAUGUGGAACUACACAUGGUUCAGAGAAGGACAACCCAUCGAUCUGCCGCCAUCAAAGAGACAUGUGGUCACACCCCAGAAUGACCCAGAACAGAGCCUGUACACCUGCCGUGGAAUUAGCACCGGGAGACCGUCCUAUUCAAAACUCAGUGAAUCUUUCAAGACCAAGAACCUUCUUUUGAAGAGGAGGGUGCUUCUUUCCAUCUCUGGCUGUCUCUUCUUUGGCCUCAUUGCCGUUUUCCUUGGAUGCAUUAUCCUCAGAAUCCUUCACAAACCAGCUCGUAAUGAAGACAUGCUGGAAGAGGAAAACCUGUUUCUCACCAUGGCUCAGCUGAAGGACCGUACUGAUGCACCAAAUCCACUGGUUGAGUACAUCACUGAUGAGGCACUGAAUGCAUCAUCUAAAGAAGCGGAUGAGAAUGGCACGAUUUUCAGUGAAACAACAGCACUACCCAUAAGCACACCGGAGGACCAAGCUGCGACGACUGAGGGCGAUGGUACAGAAGAGGACAUGGGUGGGCUGAUUUCCUUCAAACAAUGAGUCACUGAAGAUGUAUUCAUAUCAAUGUAGCAAACAAUUAUCAAUAGAUUGAAAGAAUUGCCAUAGAGCUGUGAGGCCUUAAUGGUCAUUAUGAACCAGAGAAAAAAAAGCAAAUGUUUGAAUGUAUGAAAUCUGGACAGUCACUUUUGUACAAUGCUUAUCACCAGCAGGUGAAAAAAACAACCAUAGGACAUCAUAGGGUAUUUAAGAUUCAGCUUGUCUGGCUGAGCUCUACCUAGUGAGACUUUCAGCCUCAUUUGUGCUUUAAAAAAAGAUUGUUUUUGCUUUAUUUGACAAAGGUGAGAUUUAAAGGUCAUUUGUUAUCCCGCAAAUUUGCUAUCCUGCCAUAAACUGUGUGGACAGCUGAACAUUUUGACUUGCCUGCAGUAUUAGAUACAAUGAAAUGUCUAUUCAUUGAGAUUCAUCCUCUCAGUAGUGUUGGCACCAAAUGUAAUGGUAAUCAAUCAAAACAUGGAGGAGAUAUUGCACAGUGGAGAAAUGGACACGUCAUAUUUGCAAUACUACCGUGUAUAGAUUUUACUUGGUUGCACGGAAAUGGUGGUAAUUGUACAUUUUUUUAAACUGACUAAUUGUUGUAUUGGUGAAUUGACUGUCAAAGGCAAUGUUAAAAUAUGAAACAUUAUUUAUAUGAUAAGAAUCAAUAAUACACAGUGGUAGCUUUCAGUGACUGCAUGUAUUGUAAAUAAUGUGAUAAUCUGCGGUAUAAUUUAUCACUCCUUCCUCAACUACUAUUGCAAUUCUCAGAACAAACAGUUGGUGUCAGUAGAUAUAAGUUAACCUUCUCGCAACAUGUAACAGAUGAUUCAGCAGUGAAUGUUAUUGCUCUGCUCUCCUGAAGCAGCCAGUUGGAUACUGUAUAUGACACAUUUGUGAAGCAAUUCAAGCAUUGUUGUCUCCCUAUACGAAAUUAUCAAAAUAAAAAAUACAAAACA
Messenger RNA from Scophthalmus maximus (turbot), 4372 nucleotides. Its product is annotated as titin. The record is from RefSeq and is a predicted model, not a curated record. Bases 129 to 3419 code for a protein of 1096 amino acids. Gene Ontology annotation, molecular function: transmembrane signaling receptor activity. The transcript has 19 exons. Lineage: Eukaryota; Metazoa; Chordata; Actinopteri; Pleuronectiformes; Scophthalmidae. Gene Ontology annotation, biological process: cell surface receptor signaling pathway.